AUGCCUUUCAAAUAACUUUAAACAAUUAAAGAAAUUUGUAAGUCAACUACUAUAUAAAGGUUCUAUUUUUCAUUACACAUCAUUCACAUUUUGGAUUUAACCUAUUCAACUAUGAACAAGUUAAACAUUUGCUUCGUCAUCUUGGGAGUAAUCUCCAGCGUCUUCGCAGAAGCGCCGUUGCUUUCAGGACCAUACCCAGCUCCCGCUCCAGUAUAUGGACCACCGAAAAUAAUUGAAACACCUGCCCCGUACCCACCAGCAAUACCCGCACCAGUAUAUGGACCACCGGCCGAAUUCAUCGCCCCACCUCCACAAAUUAUUUCUAACUACGACUAUGCUGUCUACACUCCAAAACGCGUCGAAGUUCUUGCACCAUAUGCACCACCGGCACCAAUCAUCAAAACUGCUCCAUACGCACCACCAGCACCGAUCAUCAAGACCGCACCAUACGCACCCGCUACACCGAUCAUUGAGAUUCCCAGACCCACCGUUCAAGUGAUCUCCAACUACCAUUACGACUUACCAAAAUACAUCCCCGCUCCAGCUCCCGUUUUACCCGCUCCAGUUUACGGACCACCAAAAGUUUUCGUCGCGCCCGCUCCAGUUUUACCUGCUCCAGUUUACGGCCCACCGAAGAUAAUCGAGCCCAUUGUACCCGCACUGGAGUACGGAGUACCUAAAGUGAUCCCAGCUCCAGCACCAGUACUUUCCACCUACAACUACGCCGUACACACUCCCCAACCGAUAGUUGUCAAGACUGGACCGUACCCUGCACCAGCACCUUUGGUAAAAAUUCCCGAAGCACCAAUUGUACCACACACUGAAUAUGGUGCACCAGUAUUCUAAACGUUUAUAGUUGUGGAUUAUUUAUUUAA
Photinus pyralis (common eastern firefly) is the source of this 875-nucleotide messenger RNA. Its product is annotated as leucine-rich repeat extensin-like protein 3. The record is from RefSeq and is a predicted model, not a curated record. Bases 112 to 846 code for a protein of 244 amino acids. Lineage: Eukaryota; Metazoa; Arthropoda; Insecta; Coleoptera; Lampyridae. The transcript is spliced from 2 exons.